CAGUGAAGUAGACAUCAGAUAAUUCAUGUGCUCCACGUGCGGACAUUUUGCGGAGAUUGGCGCAGAAGAGUACGGGACGUCUGUGUGAUAGAGAUUCGUGAGAAGGGUUCAGUUUUCUUGUCACAUGGUUCGUCUAGAUGUGCGCGAGCAAUUUUGCUCUGAAGAUUAAAUUCUUGCCUGCUGUUUAGGGGGCAACGAUGUUUCAGGUGGAGCGCUGGCUGGGAGGAGAAAGUCGGAAGCGUGGUUCUCCAUUACUAUUAGAUCGUUUGAAUGCCAGAGCUCGGGAGCGGGCUGCUCUGCUUCCGCUUAGAGAGAAAGCGGAAGGUUCUUCUCCAGGUAACAGGGAGAACGUCUCGAACAAGGAUUCUGAUCCUGCACUGAGUAGAGAUGAAAGCAAGGAGGGAGCCUCAGAGGUUGUGGUUGAGGAAGAAUCUAAUGCAGUGAGCGAAUUGAACCUCAUACUAGGCGAAAAAAGCGAAAGCAACACCAGGAACACAAGGCAGAAUUGGCAACCUUGAUGGACCACGAAGCUCCUGAUUCUGCUGUAAAGAUCAAAAAGCACAAGAAGCUGAAAGUCUCGGAUACGACUGAAGAACAUGUAUUUCCUCUGGAAGCUCCUGCUUCUCCUGGAACGGAAGAACAGGAAAGGAAGGUGAACGAUACUUUAACAAGUGAAGAUAAUAUAGAGCGAGCGGAAGAGACUUCUGCAGCCGACAUCGACAGAAGUGUCCCGGAGCUGGUUGAAUUUCAAGUGUCCAAUUUGGAGAAGAAACGAAAGAAAGAAAAGACGUUGAAGAUACGAAGAGGGGGCAAUCUGGAACCAAGUGAUGAACUAGUUAACGCAAGAGGCGUAUCUGGAGAAAUGGUGGCCCUUGGAAACAGAUCAAUGAAGAGGAGCCUAACAGUAAGUCCCUAGGGGUUCCGGAUGACGAGGAGGAGCAUGUAAUUACAGAGAACACUGACGAGUUGAACGCACUCGGAGCGGACGAUACUUCUCGGAAUUUCCACAAUUGAGAGGGAUGUGGAUAGAAUCAUGGGUCGUGAUGUUAUUUUGGUUCCAGCAGAGUCGCAAGACCACGGGCCGGUGUUGCCAUGGAUGCGUGAUCCGCUUGAUAUUGAUACCUACAAGGCCACCUCCCUGAGACAAGUGCCUGGCUUGGACACCAGGUAGCCUUGCCGUCCGUCCGUUUGUAAUCAUCAUCUAUCUGCCCAGCACUUGAAGUUUGUCUCGAUGUCCAGCCGAUGAUUCUUGGUGCGUUUCGAGUUACAUUGCAGACUUCAAGAUGCUUUCGAAGGCAGGAAUACAGUCGUUGUUUCCAGUACAGAUGGCCGUGUGGCACGAGACUGUGGGCCCUGGUUUAAGCGAGCGAGACGUCUGUGUCAGCUCGCCAACAGGCAGUGGCAAAACACUAUCUUACGCAUUACCCAUCGUCCAAAAGUUAUCGUCUCGGGUGAUUCGUCUUCUUCGAGUUCUCGUAGUGCUCCAGGGAUCUAGCUGCGCAGGUUAAAGCAGUCUUUGACACCAUCGCACCAGCAGUUGGUCUCUCAGUGGGACUAUCUGUGGGACAAACGUCAAUUGUAGCUGAAGCGGCUGAAUUGGUUCAGAUUCGUAAGUCGAUGGUCCACAGUUUUGGAAAAUUUGAGGCUGCAACUCCCGACCUUGCCGAAAACCAGGAUGACAUACUUGUUGCAACUCCAGGGCGCUUGAUGGACCAUAUUCGAAAUACGAAAGGGUUCACUCUUCAGCACCUAUAAUUUCUCGUGAGUUUUUUCCGUGGUGAAAGAGGAAAUAGAGGCACUGCACUCCCACGAUUGAUGAAGAUGGUGUUAUCGGCUACCUUGACGAGAGAUCCAGCAAAAAUUGCACAACUUGGUCUUCUCUGCCCCAUAUAUGUGGCGCCUGGUGCUGCUGGCAACCGGUAUCAACUACCAGAACAACUUAAGUCUUACAGGAUGGUCUGCAAACCGGGAGAGAAGCCCUUAUAUUUGGUAGCACUCUUACAACAGCUUUGCAGCCAAACAACCAUUGUUUUCACUGCUUCUGUAGUGGCUACUCAUCGACUAUAUACUCUGCUAAAAUGCUACUAAGGAUUGUCAAGGUGGUUGAGUACUCAAGCUUGCAGCAUCAACAACCCCGCAGUAAAGCGUUGGCAAAAUUCCGGAAUGGCAAGGCACAAGUGCUCAUUGCCUCAGAUGCGAUGACAAGGGGUGUGGAUGUGGAAGGUGUUGCAGACGUUGUCAAUUAUGAUAUGCCUAUGUACGCAAAGACCUACGUCCAUCGUGUUGGGCGCACUCCUCGAGCCGGACAGCCUGGGAGCUCUUAUACUCUUCUUCGGAAGGAGGAGGUACGACACUUCAAACAGAUGUUGAAGAAAGUGGACAAUAGCAAGUGCAAGGACUAUUCACUGCCGUCAUCUGUCACCGAAGAGCUUUAUGAGUCUUACACUGAAGGUACGCCUCUGGAGAAACUGAAGCAGAUAACAGCAGACGAGGCAGCAUCAAUUUCACAUGGCAGUCAGACGCAGACAGAAGGGGAAAAUAAAGUUACUGGGCCGGACGAGCUUUUCAAAUGACCACGAGAUAUCACUCAGCGUUUGGAGUACGAUGAUAUAUUUAUCCCUAACUUCUGUCCAAUUGAAGAAACACUGUGUGAACAAUACGAAGAGCUGGUUGCUGAUCGGAUUCAUAUCAGUACUUUUAGUGUGCAAUCCUAGUUCAGGAUUAGAAUAAUUCGGUUUCGUCUCCACAUUAAUUCACCUGUGAGUCGAGUAGCUGGGUUCCUGAGGAAGGUUCCGGGAGGUUCGCCUUCAUGUAUUCUUCAAGUUCGCAGCUUAGGCCCGAAAGACCGCAUGUAGGAGAAAAUUGCCACCCUCUGAGUUCUCUGUUGAAUACUUUGUUGUCCUGUACAACUUUUACAUGAGACGAGAUAAGCUCAGUGCACUUCCAGGCAGUAGAGAGCGGCUAGUUCUUGUCUGGCAUCUACAUGGGAGUCGUCUAUUAUCGUCUCAGGAUCUUGGAUAUAUAUCUUAGACCUGAGGCUUGCCGAGAUAUGACAGGUAACAGGUUGUCGAGGUAGACGAAAACAAUUUUACAGAUGUCUGACAUACAGAUACUCCUCAGAUCCACAACGCGACGAAGCAACGCUCUCAGUCACAUCAGUACGAUCUGUCCUCAGUACUACACAGAUUGCCUAUGUCGUCGCGGUCCACGUAGCCCACAUAGGGCUACUCUUGAGAUUUACGAAAUAAACUAACCAAUUUGAUGGACUGCAAACAAGACCAUUAAGACGAACUAGUUACUCAAGCUGUGCGGAAAUGGUGUCUUCCAAGGCUAGUCACCAUUCACGGUCGGGUAAAGUACAGUUUCGAGGUGAUUCAACAUAUCCAAUUCUGUGAGUUGGGAGUCCCAACUCACAGAAUUUCGUUUAGUCCCAACUUGGGACAAAACGAGAUAGUUUUAGAAGGCAAACAAUUGGAAGUCUCUCUGUCACUUGGCGCCGUGAAGCAGAACUUUGGGGGAGCUAUGGGAUACCCAGCCUAAGCCUCACUUUCAUACGUUGCUCCAAAAUUGGGAAGGAUAUGGCCGAGCUGUGGCAGAGGAACAAGACAGGGCACAUCGUGUGGCAUCGGCAGCAGACGGACCCAUUGAUCGCUGGUAGCGAGUGCACGCGUGGUGUCCGAAAAGCGACCCGUUGCCGAUCUCGCGCCCUCCACGAAGACGGCAGGACACGAGCGAGCAUCAGGGUAAAACACGAAGGCGCAGUCCACUGUCGACAAGCGACGGUGGGCAUUUUUACCUCGUCCCAGGUGUCACAAGGGCUGGAGGCACGACCUCAAAGGGCAUGCCCCGGGCGAGUCUCGUUUGCAUUUUUCC
Marchantia polymorpha subsp. ruderalis is the source of this 3873-nucleotide messenger RNA. The record is from the annotation of a GenBank genome assembly. Lineage: Eukaryota; Viridiplantae; Streptophyta; Marchantiopsida; Marchantiales; Marchantiaceae.